UUAAUCUGAGUUUGAGAUCAAAAGUUAUGACAAAAACAAAAAACGCAAAAAAACUGAAAAAUUAGGAAUUUCAAAAUUCUAGGCAUUUUUUCCCAAGAAUUUUGAAAAAUUAGGCGUUUGGCCUCCACCUAAAAAUUUAAAUAGGUAAAAAAAUUACGACUUUAACUCCGACAAUGAGUUCGAUGAUCUUGCCCUCGUUUGGUGGUAGUUUGUUGCGAGGAGAAUAUGUUAGAUUGAGUUAGAGGAAAGAAAAAUAUUCUGUCAAAAAAAAAAGAGGAAAGAAAAAUAUAAAAUACAUGCCCGUAUAAUUUGUUCAUCUAUAUUCAAAUGCGGGCAUUACCGAAUUAAAUGAGAGUGUCAUUUAACUUUUCACAAAAAAAUCAAGUGUUUUUUAUUUUUAAGGAAAAAAAAUCACGAAGGCGCGUUUUUUUUUUCUCAGAAGGAAAGUAGCAAAAGGAAAAUCGUUGACGCCUCCACCACUCCAAACACUCAUCCUCCGUCGCUACCGGCGGUCGGUGUCGGUGACGUCGGCGCCACCACUCUCUCUCCAUCCGGAAACCCCUUCACUACUUUCUAGGUGUGAAUUCGUUGGUGUGAAGAUGCUUCAAAUUCGUCUAAAUAAAGGUUCAUCACUAGAAGGUAGCACUGGAACAAAAUUGUUGCCUGGGGAGUCUGUGAAUGUUGCUUGCCCUGAUCACCUUGUUCUUGCUGACCUUCCUGUUGCCAAGGGUCUCGGUUCAGCUACCUCUGCUUCGUUUGUGAAGAUUGUGGGCCGUCGUUCUCGACGACAGCUUGCUGAGCGAGUCCACUUUUGUGUUCGUUGUGAUUUCCCUAUUGCAAUUUAUGGCCGCUUGAGUCCAUGCGAGCAUGCUUUCUGUCUUGAUUGUGCUAGGAGUGACUCAAUUUGCUAUCUAUGUGAUGAACGAAUCCAGAAGAUCCAAACGAUCAAAAUGAUGGAGGGAAUCUUCAUUUGUGCUGCUCCUCACUGCCUCAAGUCAUUUCUGAAAAAGUCUGAUUUUGAGUCUCACAUACAUGAAAACCAUGCUGACUUGCUUCAGCCUAAUAUGAAAAGAGAAGAGAUGAGUGAACCAGAGGGAUCAAAUUCUAAGCCCUCUUCGACAUUAGAUACAACACUUCGAGGUCCACCAAGGCCUGGUUUCCCUCCUAGUGCAAAUCAUCAGGUGAAUGAUCGUGAAGAUAAAGCCCGCCGCCAGCAACCUAGAGACCAGCCUCCUCUUAGACCACUUAUGCAGCCAAAGCCACCACCGUUCUAUGGACAAGCCCAUCCUUCUGACCCUCAAUCCGACAACCGCCCCAUGGGCUUUGAUGGGUCGGGCCAACCUCGGAUGCAACAGCAGAAUGGUGAUUCACAGGGUGGAACACAGGAUUUUGGCCAGUUUUCAGACAAGCAGCAACAAGGAAUCCUGCCUGAUCCUCAUCGUGAGUACUCAAUGAUGUACCCCCAACAGCCACCUAAUUUCGCAAUGCCUGUUAAUGCAAACCCAAUGAUGAUGGGCCCGCCUCCAUUUGGCUUUUCUCCUUUCCCAUCUGAUGCAGCACCACCCUUUUAUAACACUCCAGGUUCCUAUGAGGUAGCACGAUCAGACUCCACUGGGGAUGGUGGAUCUGAGCAAGGGUCAGUAUUGGGUUUUGCUCCAGGACCUGGGCCUGUUAAUUUCCAAGAAAAUUAUCCCCGUCCUUGGAAUGGGGGCCCUGCUAAUGUUCCUUUCGAAAAUGUCCAAGGUGGGCAAGGUUUGUUGUCAGCCCCGCAAGGCAUGCCACCGCCUCCACCUCCACCAGGGCCACCACCUCCUCACUUGGUGCAACAUAAACAUGGGUACUUUUCAGGUGAGAUGAGUAAUGAUGGAAAGAACUACAGAUGGCAAUCAGAGAGACGUGAUGGUUUUGGAAGUAGCCAGGACUAGUGCAAGUUUCCUGCUUAUUAUGCUGUAUUAUGCGCUUUUCAUUUUUUUUUUUGGAUAAUGCAAUAACUUUUGCUUUUUUAGACUCGUAGUAUUAGUGUUUUCUGUUCGUUAUUGGCAUUUGUUUUUUUUACUGCUUUGGUAUAUAUAUUGGCAAUGCUUGCUAGGUAUGUGGCAUAUGCCAUGGUUCA
Messenger RNA from Chenopodium quinoa (quinoa), 2113 nucleotides. RefSeq names its product E3 ubiquitin-protein ligase Hakai-like. Lineage: Eukaryota; Viridiplantae; Streptophyta; Magnoliopsida; Caryophyllales; Amaranthaceae. Bases 600 to 1925 code for a protein of 441 amino acids. The record is from RefSeq and is a predicted model, not a curated record. Gene Ontology annotation, biological process: regulation of cell adhesion; protein ubiquitination. Gene Ontology annotation, molecular function: ubiquitin protein ligase activity. The transcript is spliced from 4 exons.